GCAUAACGCCAGAGCAGCUUUGACGAGGAGGAGCUAAGAAGCGGUGGUGUUCCCGGAGCUACAGCCCGCAGGAGGAAAGCGAACAGCCUCUUUCACCCGAGUGAACACCGCUCUUGCUCAAGUCCUCAGGAUUCCUCAACUCAAUGCGACUCACUGCUUCUCCGCACGAAUUGUCGGCUCUGUUCUCCGAAGUCAUUGGCUGUUUGGAAGCGAACCGAGCUCGGAGCACUUUCUGACAGGUGUUGUGGUUAUACCCAGGACUCAGAGGAGACUCGGAACUGAAAUCAUGUCCAGCGGGAAAGAUGCACCUGUUAGCGCAAACUCCACACAGACGUCCUUAAAGGCAUGUCUUGAAGAGUGUAUGGAGGCCUUGGAUCUGUUCCUCAACAACCACUUCAGCGAGAGUCUAGACAAACUGCAGCCAAGAUGUAAAGAGAGUAUGUAUCAUGCUCUGAUCUACGCUACAGUAUUAGAGAUGCAAGCUAUGAUGACCUUCCAACAUGAUGACAUUGUCAACGCAGGAAACACAAUGAAGAGUGCUCAAGAAGUUUGCCAGAGGUUUCGUAAGAGGUCUGGCAGUCUGGCAGCCAGAGCAGCAGGAGAUGUGCUGUCUGAAGAGGAGCUCCAUGCUGAGGCGUGUUAUGCCGAAUGCUUGCUGCAAAGAGCUGCUCUCACAUUUUUACAGGAUGAGAACAUGGUGAGUUUCAUUAAAGGAGGAAUCAAAGUACGCAAUAGCUACCUCAUAUACAAGGAGCUCCACUCCUUUAUUGAGUCACAUAGCUCCUUCAAAGGGCCAAAUCACAAGCACCUGGAGGGAGGGGUGGCAUUUGGAAUCGGUGCGUUCAACUUGACACUUUCCUUGUUCCCUGCGCGGAUUCUCAAGGUUUUGGAGUUUGCUGGAUUUUCUGGGGAUAAGGAAUAUGGGCUUUCCAAGCUGUAUGAAGGGGCCACCUCCCAUAACCUGCGUUCAAUGCUGUGUGCCCUGCUGCUGCUCUGCUACUACACCUUCCUCUCAUUUAUUUUAGGGACAGGCGAGGGAGAUGUGGCUGAUGCUGAGAAGCUGCUAAAGCCAUUUCGGCUACGAUAUCCACAUGGGGCGAUUUUUCUUUUCUUUGCGGGCAGAGUGGAGGAAAUAAAAGGCAACAUUGAUGAGGCAGUAUUGCUGUUUGAGGAUGGUUGCAAAGCACAGCAGGCCUGGAAGCAGUUUCACCACAUGUGCUACUGGGAACUGAUGUGGUGCUUCACUUACAAGAGGCACUGGAAGAUGGCCUACUUUUACGCCGACCUGCUCAGCCAGGAAAGCCGCUGGUCCAAGGCUAUGUAUGUGUACAUGAAGGCUGCUUGUCUCAGUAUGCUGCCAGAAGGGGCAGCUCGGCCAUUUGGCGAGAACGAGAUUGAGCUCUUCAGGCAGGUCCCAUCCUUCAAACAGAAGAUAGCAGGGAAGUCUCCUCCUACAGAAAAGUUUGCAAUCCGCAAAGCCCGACGCUACAGAGCCAGCACCCCCAUACCGCUCCGAGUUCCUGUGCUUGAGAUGAUGUACAUGUGGAAUGGCUUCUCCAUGAUAAGCAAGCAGCCGGAACUCACAGCGGGCAUACUGGAAACUCUGCUGGAGGCAGAGCAAACCCUGCAGGCUGCUCCCGAGAAUGACUACACUGUGGAUGACAGCUGCCUGAUUUUGUUGCUGAAGGGACUGUGUCUGAAGAACCAAAACCGACUGCACGCUGCUGAAGAUUGUUUUAACAAAGUUUACAGCAGUGAGAAGAAGCUGAAGUAUGACCACUACCUGAUUCCUAACACCCUGCUGGAGCUGGGCCUGCUCUACACUGAUACAGGAAGGAGGGAUCAAGCCAUCAGACUCCUGCAGAAAGCCAAAAAUAACUACAAAGAAUACUCAAUGGAGUCCCGCACUCAGUUCAGGAUCCACGCGGCUCUGUCUAAACUGAAGGCCGACAUGAGUGACCAGGACGAGAUCACAGCCCUGUAACUACUACAGGCUGAAAUGGCAUGAUGAGGACUGACUCUUUUAGUGAACUACGAUACCAAAGAGACACGGUCAUCCUCACUCUCUAAUUCCAUCCAGUGGAAGGUUAAAUAUAAAGGACCCAAGUCACAGAGUCUUGUGGACAUCUUAGGGACACUUAAAACACUUAAUUUGUAGCCAAUUUACAUGAUAUGUGUAUUUGAGGAUAAAUAGCUUGGAUAUAAGUAAUAGACAGUUUAUUUGUGGGUGAGAUUUCCAAAUAUUUCCACAUGAAAAGAGUAUUAUAUAGUAAUAAAGCUACCUUGAGCUACAGCAGCACUUUUGGGAAGGAAAUAUUUCUCAGGAUUUCCCCAUUCUUUUUGAUUUGUUGAAGAUGAUUAGGUAUGCCAUCUGUGGUACACUAUGAAAGCAUUGAAAGGUGGAGUUUUUCUCUAGGAAAUGAGAUGAUGCAGUUAUUCUUCAGUUACAAAAAUACAAUGUACAAUCUUCCAAGUUAAAGAUAUACUAAUUAAAGGAUCACAGCUAAAUAUAGAGUAUGACUGUUCUCGACUAAAAGGUGAUCAGUAUAUUCCAGGAAGGACUAAAUUUGGUCUGAAAGUCAAAGUUACACAGCUAAUUUUUUUUUAUGGAUUUCUAUGUAAAAGCCAAGAUGCAGUGGCUACACAUUUCUAAGAUGGGUCUUCUCAGAGUUUAAGCUGAAAGUAUAUUUUGUAAAACUGCCAGUUGUUGCACCAACAUUUUGUGGAGCCACUUUUUGAAAGCAGCAUAAGCUUCACAAAAUAAAUAUAUUAUAAAGUCCAAGACUUGCUUUUUAUAUCAUCAGUUAUCAAAAAUUAAUAUACAUUUGGUUAAGAUCUGUAUCCUAGACAUUAUAUUUAAAUACCCAGUCCACACACUUUUUUGCAUAUGCAGUUCAUUUCAGUACUGACGUUUGAACUGAAAAUGGCCACCUACUAACAAUGAACACCUGAUAAUUUAAUUUGUACACUUAAUCUGUACCACUUAAUUUGUAUGGGUCUCUGUUUUAUGCAUUAUAAUCACUAUAAUGCUUUUUCAGUGAUGCAUUUUGACUUCCAUUCAAUUAACAUAUAUGAAAAACUUGACAAACUUUUCAUAACUGAUGAGAUAAAAAUACAUGCUGUCCCAGAAGUCUCCAUACAUGGGGGUCUGUGUGUGCCUUCAUCAGUGGAUGUCAGUGGACGUCCACUUCUCGUUUGGUCUGCAACACUUCCAGUCAUUUUGAAUUUGUUAAUAAGUUUGGAAAACAGUAUCAUGUGUGCCAUGUUUCCUGGUCAAGUCCAUCACAACCUUGUGACAGUUUCCUGCUCCAGCCAUGAGAAUAAUUUCAAUACGUUCUUCAUCUGUCAAUGGCAUUUUUAAAGCCUAUCUGAAAAAACUAUACAAGUAUAAAAAUGUUAAUUUAUCUUAUGUUUGGAGACUUUUGGGACAGUGUAGUUUUUGUGGCUGUGGGAAUGGUUGUAUGUCAGUCUAAAACUGUGCACCACCAUCUGCCAUGUACUCAAUAUUCUAAUUAUGGAAUGUGAUAAUACUCAAACUAACAAAGUUAGUCUUCACACUUGUGUAUUUUUUGUCAUAUCAUAAAUUUAUUAGUUUUUUCUUUAAUAUGGCAUUGAUUAAAAAAUAAAUCUUAGCAAUUUGGGGUACUCAGUAAAUCAUAUCCGAAGGCAGUUAUAUUAUGGCUGGACUUCCAUUGGUCAUUUUUAUGCCUUUUGUUUUUUAUGGACUGUAGCUGUUGUCUGUUUAAAUGUUUACAGCCAUUACUUAGUCAUUAUGUAAAUACACUAGUUUCAGUCACUGGGACACUGGCUGAAUCAUACAUAAUGUGGCUUGAACAUGGGUUUAAUAUGAUUUGCGUUUUCUGAAGUAAAAAUACACAGUGAUCGAAAGCUGCUGAAAGUGAUUGAGGGAUAAAAGAAAGAAGAAUAACUAAGACAAGGAAAAAGACUUGUAUAAAGGGAUUUAGGAAAGGACGAAAUGAGAAAAGAUAGAAAGUGACAUUGAGAGAAAGUGAGUAAGAGGAACAAUAAAAAAAACAAAGGAAAAAGCUAAAGAGAAGGAAAAGGACAGUGGGAGAAAGAAAGAAAGGAAAAAAGACAGAAAUCAUUAGAGGAAAAGCAUUAUAAUGUGAGAGAGACAAAAGAAAGGAGGAUGAGAAAGUAUGAAUGAGUAGUAAGUGAGGGAGAAGAUGGGCAUACACUGUGCACUGUGUGUGAGUUUAAAACAGAGCUGUGAUUGGUCAGCUGUAAAGACCCAGAUGGCACAAUUUAAUCUGGAUUAUUCCAUCAAUGUAUUACAGUGG
Molecule: messenger RNA, 4301 nt
Organism: Ictalurus punctatus (channel catfish)
Lineage: Eukaryota; Metazoa; Chordata; Actinopteri; Siluriformes; Ictaluridae
Product: tetratricopeptide repeat protein 39A
Exons: 18
Coding region: 287-1984 (565 amino acids)
Molecular function (GO): protein binding
Source: RefSeq, a predicted model, not a curated record